Neocloeon triangulifer is the source of this 2308-nucleotide messenger RNA. RefSeq lists its product as uncharacterized. The record is from RefSeq and is a predicted model, not a curated record. Gene Ontology annotation, molecular function: long-chain fatty acid-CoA ligase activity. Bases 319 to 2025 code for a protein of 568 amino acids. Gene Ontology annotation, biological process: long-chain fatty acid metabolic process; fatty-acyl-CoA biosynthetic process. Lineage: Eukaryota; Metazoa; Arthropoda; Insecta; Ephemeroptera; Baetidae. The transcript is spliced from 7 exons.
UUUUGAGGCAGGUCAAAAGUGUUUUAUCCAGGCAGCCGAAUGCGCCAUUCAGGAAAACGGGAGAGGCACGCAUGAAAAAAUUCCCCCAUCCCUUCCCGUUAUAGCAGCGACUGCAUGAUAAAUUUAAAAAGGGGGCUGUUCUAUUGUGCAUCGGUCUAGAAGAGGAGAGAAGGAAAGGAAACGUCGGGCCCCCGAGUUUGUUUACAUCGGUGAAAUGUGCGUUCGUCGACUUUGCUGGUUAAAUUUUUCUAAAAUUUAGCCACUUCUUCCGGCCGAAAAAGGGAAGUUGAAAAACCGAUUUUGAUAUUAAUUAAAAAAAUGCUGAGAGGCGCGCAGUGUCCAGUGGCGCGGGCAUUUUUCCGGCCUUAUUCGUCUAAAUCGGCCGCCGCGUCAUCAGCCUUUCCGAAAAUCAGGGAGGACAAUUUCGACCAUGUCGUCCGCUCUCCGUACAACGUUGAAGUCUCUGACCUGAACUUAAGCGACUUUGUUUGGAGGAAUAUACGAAGCUACCCGGAACAGCCUGCUUUGACUUGUGGACUGACAGGGCGCACUUACAAAUACAAAGAGGCGCGAGGCUCAAGUUUUAACUUGAGCGUGGCACUUCUUAAUGUCGUGGGACUGAGGCCAGGAGAUGUCUUAGGCAUGUUGAUGCCGAAUGUACCAGAGUUCCCGUUGGUUUUCCUUGGGGCCGCGUCGGCCGGGCUGGUUGUGACGCCUGCCAAUCCACUUUACACGCCAGAGGAGCUGGCGCGGCAGUUCACAGACGCCAACGUUCGUUGCAUAGUCACGGUGGCCUCUUUGUUUGACAAAGUUCAAGAAACCGUGGAACUGAUGCCUGGGGGUGCUGGUCCCAUAAUUGUCGAAGGGGUCCCCAUUUACAAAGAUCUGCUCAGCCUGAAAGCCUUGAUGAUGCGGCAGUUGACCAGGAUGGACCUGAAACCUGAACGGAUUGACCCUGACGCACUUGUCGCGCUGCCCUAUUCAAGCGGCACCACCGGCGUGCCCAAGGGGGUCAUGCUGACCCACAGGAAUAUGGUUGCCAGCAUCAACCAAAUGGACCAUCCGCAGAUGAUCGCGUAUGGUCAGGAUGGUCCACAAGAACGAGGCCUAUCAGUCAUACCGUUUUUCCACAUCUACGGUCUCCAGGGCACCCUCAACAUGAGCCUGAGUAGAGGCUACCAUGUCAUCACAUUGCCCAAAUUCGAACCCCAGUCGUUUUCCAACGCGGUCCGAAAUUAUAAACCGACGAUGAUGGCUCUGGUGCCUCCUUUGGUAAAAUUCAUGACCCAAUCGCCAACGGUCAACGCCGAAGACUUGCAGUUUUUGAGACUGGUCACCAGCGGUGCAGCGCCGCUGGGAAAACCGCACGUCGAAGCUUUUUUGAGGAAGAUCAACAACCCAGAGUUUAUUUUCAAAGAAGCCUACGGCUUAACCGAGACUUCUUGCAUGGCCACAAUGAUGCCGAAUGCCUACAUUCCCGAAAAGAUUGGUUCCUGCGGACUGCCCGCGCCCCUGGUUGAGGUGAAGGUGAUUGACAAGAACGGAAUCUCCCUGCCUGUCGGAGAAACGGGCGAGCUGCUGAUGCGCGGUCCCAACGUCAUGAAAGGAUACCUUAAUAAUGAAAAGGCGACCAGGAGGAUCCUUUCAGAGGACGGUUGGCUCAUGACCGGCGACCUGGCUUACAUCGACUCCGAUGGUUUCGUUUUCAUUGUGGACAGGAUGAAGGAGCUCAUUAAGGUCAAAGGGUUGCAGGUUUCACCGACUGAACUUGAGGAAAUCCUGAUCAAAAUGGAUGGAAUUGCAGACGUCGCUGUGGUCGGCGUUCCGGACGAAAUUGCCGGCGAACUGCCCAAGGCAUAUGUGGUGAAGAAGCCUGGCAGCAACAUCACAGAGGACGAAGUCUGCACAUUCUUGGAGCCGCACGUUGCCAAUUUUAAGCACCUCAAAGGAGGAGUUCAGUUUGUCAAUGAAAUUCCUAAAAACGCGGCGGGCAAGGUGUUGAGGAAGAAUCUGAAGGAUUUAUAAAUUAUUAAUUUUGUGUACGGGGAUCAUUAUGUUAUAUUUUUUUGUGCAUUUUAUAUCAAACCAAUGAAGCAAUCAAUAAUCUAUACAUAUAUGUGACGACGAAAGAGGGAUUUUUAUCAAUAAGGCUGACAAUUAAGACUUUUCAAAAACUUACUGUCAAUAUGGAAACAAGGAUACUUUUAUGACUGAAAGCAAGACUUUUUUUUAUUAUUUAUUUACUAAUGCAUACUGUUAUUGUAAUCUGUUGGAUGUGAAUGAGUAGAUGUAAUAAAAAUGAACUUUG